Cynara cardunculus var. scolymus (artichoke) is the source of this 951-nucleotide messenger RNA. RefSeq names its product plant UBX domain-containing protein 1-like. Gene Ontology annotation, biological process: protein-containing complex disassembly. The transcript has 7 exons. NCBI's taxonomy places the organism in Eukaryota, Viridiplantae, Streptophyta, Magnoliopsida, Asterales, Asteraceae. The coding region runs from base 58 to 804 and encodes 248 amino acids. The record is from RefSeq and is a predicted model, not a curated record. Gene Ontology annotation, molecular function: ATPase binding.
AUGUGACGCAAUCGAUAGACAGAGAGCCGAGGAUUUUGGGUUUUGAUUGGAUCGCCGAUGUUAGCGGAUUCUCUUCCAGCUCUAAAGCGAAGAAGAUUCGCCAUUGCUGAUCCUAUGGAAGCUCAAGUUGCUACGGAAAAGCUUGCUGCUGCAAAGCAAAAUUAUGGGAGAGAAAUCCAUGUAUUUGAGACAACAACUGCAACAAUAUCUCGAACAUCAAAUGAUGCCUCAGACGGUGAGGAACCAGAUGACCAACUGGAAUUCACCACAGAAGAUUAUUAUCGCGUCUUGUCUACCAAAAAGGAAGAUAAAUAUUUGAAAACCAAGAAAAUUCGAGACGCAGAAGCAGCAGCAAGUAGAUCAAGGAUUACCAAGGCUGUGGUUCGUGUAAGGUUCCCAGAUAACCACACAUUGGAAGCCACAUUCCAUCCAUCAGAGACGAUGCAAAGCUUAGUUGAUCUUCUUGUGAAAGUUAUGGCUCGACCAGACCUCCCUUUCUAUAUAUAUACUGUUCCUCCCAAGAAGCAAAUAAAGGACAUGUCUCAGGACUUCUAUUCUGCUGGUUUCGCUCCUGGUGCGAUCGUCUAUUUUUCGUAUGAUCUACCACAAGUUGAUGAUAAUAUUGGAGCAGCAGGGCCCUUUCUUAAAGAGGAUGUCAUGUCUUUAAAAGGUCUAGAACUCAUACUUGAACAGAAACCCGAACCUGAUCACUCUGCUCCUGAACCUUCGGUGGCUGCAGCCCCUGCGGCUCGAAAAUCUGCUGCCGAGAAGAAGAUGGUCAAGCCAAAGUGGUUGAAAAUGUGACAUCUUGGAGAGAGAAAUACCGGUUAAAAUUGUUUUUUUUUUUAAUUCUCAGUUCUUGUUCAUAUUUGUUCAGAAUGCUUUAUGUACUUGGGGUAUAUGUUUGUAUGUUUACUGUUUUCUAGUAUUGGUUCUGCUCUUGGCUUUCUU